UAAUGCCUUUCGCUCAGCGCGUGUCAUUAUUUGGAAAAUGGCGGCCCCCGUGGAGGACACGCAUGUUGUGACUGCGAAAAAAACAGUACGAGGACCCCGACGGGUGGCCAACCAGAUUCCUGAGGAGAUCUUGAAAGACCCCGACCUUCAGCAUGCUAUCCGCGCCCUGCCCGAAAAUUACAACUUUGAGAUCCAUAAAACAGUGUGGAGGGUGAGACAGGCCAAGGCAAAGAGAGUGGCGGUGCAGCUGCCAGAGGGGCUUCAGAUGUUCGCCUGCGUGAUUUCUGACAUCAUUGAGAGGUUCACGGAGGCUGAUGUCGUCAUCAUGGGGGACGUGACGUACGGAGCCUGCUGCGUGGAUGACUUCACUGCCCGGGCCCUCGGCGCCGACUUCCUGGUUCACUAUGGACACAGCUGCCUCAUCCCCAUCGACUCCAUGGCCGGGAUGAACAUGCUCUACGUGUUUGUCGACAUCCAGCUGGACACGGCCCACUUCCUGGACACACUGCGCUUCAACUUCCCGGCCGGCUACUCGUUGGCACUGGUCAGCACCAUCCAGUUUGUGGCCGCGCUGCAGUCCACCAGCGCUGAGCUGCGUCCCCAGUACAAUGUUCUGGUGCCUCAGUGUCGCCCCCUGUCUCCCGGGGAGAUCCUGGGCUGCACGUCCCCCCGCCUGGAGCACCCAGUCAAUGCCAUCAUUUAUCUUGGGGAUGGACGGUUCCAUUUAGAAUCUAUCAUGAUUUCCAACCCAGACACACCUGCCUACAGGUAUGACCCCUACAGCAAGGUCUUCUCCCGGGAAUACUAUGACCACAGCGCUAUGCGCGCCGCCCGCCGGAAGGCCACCGAGGACGCCCGCUCCGCCCACACCUGGGGCCUCAUCUUGGGCACUCUGGGGCGCCAGGGCAGCCCCAAAGUGCUGGAGCACCUGGAGUCCCUGCUUCAGGCUCAGGGUAAGACCUUCUUCAGAGUCCUGCUGUCUGAGAUCUUCCCCAGCAAGCUGGACCUGCUGCCAGAAGUGGAUGCGUGGGUGCAGGUCGCUUGUCCCCGCCUCUCCAUUGACUGGGGCUCUGCCUUCUCCAAGCCCCUGCUGUCUCCGUAUGAGGCAGCGGUGGCCCUCAAAAAGGCGGAGUGGCAGGAGGUGUAUCCCAUGGACUUCUACUCCAAUAAGAGCUUAGGACCCUGGGCUGUCAAUCACCCUGUCAACCAACCAGCUCGCCCUGCUCGCAGGCAAACAAGAGAGAAAAAUAAUCAAGUCGUAGCUGCUCCUACCCAGCAGUGUGGAAGUGACCAGUGUGCCCCCUGUGGUUGUCAGGGAGAGUGAUUCUCCUGUUACCCAUGACAACAGCCAAUCACGUGCUUGCUGAGGACUCAAGGCAAUAUAUCAGGGAUUCUGUGAUAAGAACUAUAUCUAUUUGCAUCAUGGUUUUCGUACAUGGAGACGCCACACCUCGUCAAUUCUCUGCAGAUCUACGGCACUUUGUCUCACUACUCACACAGGCUAAUGUUCUGGACUGAAUGUAUAAUAAGUUUUAAUACUGCUGGAUGUUCUGUGGGGGUAUGUUAAAAAAAAAACUCAAUGUUGCUUGAUUGAUCAUUUAACUGGUCUUUGCCCCAGAGUAACUGCGGAAGCGCAUGUGUCUGUUUUCAAGUGCUCUUGACCUUCAAUUUGAGUCCUGAAGAUGAGUAUGAAUGGACAACGGAGAAGGUCAGCCUUUGUACCGCCAAAGAAGAUGAGACCACUUUCAUUUUCCUUUUUAUUGCAAAAAUGUUUGUUCUCUUUUCCUGUUUUCAAAGAGGAUGGGUAUUCUGUGUGUGGGGAGCACUAAUGUAUUCCAUUACCAAAUUAUUUAACAGUACAGUGCAAAGACUUGCUAUUAUUUUGUAUGUCUCUGGUGUAGAGAACAGACUGGCUGAUCUUUUCAUUUUUCCAUUUGAAGUAUAUUUCUCCCUAGACCAGAUCAAGGGAAACUGUUCGUCACCAGAAUAUUUGGCCAGCACAGUAAAUUAUAUGAAGAACUCUCACAGAAUACAAAUUGAUGACUCUUUGGCCCAUUUUCCUUUAUAAUAAACAAACAUUAAUAAACAGAGUGGUCAUAAUA
This is a messenger RNA of Paramormyrops kingsleyae, 2102 nucleotides long. It is a transcript of the gene dph1, whose product is annotated as diphthamide biosynthesis 1. The record is from RefSeq and is a predicted model, not a curated record. Lineage: Eukaryota; Metazoa; Chordata; Actinopteri; Osteoglossiformes; Mormyridae. Gene Ontology annotation, molecular function: 2-(3-amino-3-carboxypropyl)histidine synthase activity. Gene Ontology annotation, biological process: protein histidyl modification to diphthamide.